GUUCGUAACAUCGGGAAAGUUCAGAAGUUCGCAGUGGGAGCUGACUUCGAGGCGUAUGCAGAACAGCUAGAAUUCUUCUUCGUGGCCAAUGGAGUGACCGACUCAAAACAGAAGAAAGCCGUCCUGUUAACUAAUCUUCCCACUAAAACGUACCAUCUGGCGAAAGACUUAGAUGGCCCCGAUAUUGUUAAGAGAAGAUUCUCUCACGUACGACACGAUCGUAGAGCGUCUCCAAAAGCAAUUGAAGCCCCAGAAAUCUGCCUUAGUCGCCAGGUAUGAGUUUGACAACCGAGAGCGUAACGCAGGAGAAACGGUGAGUCAGUAUGUUCUUGUUUUAA
Molecule: messenger RNA, 338 nt
Organism: Porites lobata
Lineage: Eukaryota; Metazoa; Cnidaria; Anthozoa; Scleractinia; Poritidae
Source: the annotation of a GenBank genome assembly